This is a messenger RNA of Spodoptera frugiperda (fall armyworm), 1189 nucleotides long. RefSeq lists its product as uncharacterized. The record is from RefSeq and is a predicted model, not a curated record. The transcript has 3 exons. The coding region runs from base 1 to 1050 and encodes 349 amino acids. Gene Ontology annotation, molecular function: nucleic acid binding; zinc ion binding. NCBI's taxonomy places the organism in Eukaryota, Metazoa, Arthropoda, Insecta, Lepidoptera, Noctuidae.
AUGACCGCAAAGGUCAUUGAACGCAUACUCGGUCGCAAAGACGAAAUUACGGUCGGAAAAAUCAAGGAAUUCGAUAUCAAGUCCGGCACGUGGUCGGUGUAUGUGGACCGGCUAGAUAUGUAUUUUAAAGUCAACAAAAUCGCGGAGGAGCUGAAACUGCCUACCCUUAUAGCUGUGAUGGGGGAUGAGGCCUACGAAUUAUUAUGUAACCUGGCAAGUCCCCACAAGCCAGCAGAACUGAAAUACGAAAGAGCAAUUGAGUUAUUGCAUCAUCACUUGGAGCCAACGCCGUCGGUACUCGCUGAACGCUAUCGCUUCAAACAACGCAGACAGGCGAGUGAGGAAAAUGUAGCUGCAUACGUAGCCGAGCUCAAAAAACUCGCACGUCAUUGCAAGUUCAAAGAAGGGUUGAACGAAAAUCUGCGGGAUCAGUUCGUCUGCGGGCUGCGGAGCGACAUAAUUAGGCAAAGACUAUUCGCGGAAGCCGACACAAUAUCCUACACGGACGCCGUAAGACUCGCGAUUUCGCUGGAAGCGGCGGAACGGGACGCGGCCGCGGUCGAGUCGAACGGGCGAGGCAACGGGGGCGACACAACCGGAGGCGAAGCGGUGCACGUGCUCGGCAGCCGGGACGGCGCGUUUCAGCGGGCCUCUCGGGGCGCGCGCUUGGUGCGGGGCGCGGCGAGAGCGGCGGGGACUCGGCACAGCGCGGCAAGUAGCGGACGGCUGCAAGCUGGCGGACGGCCGCAAGCUGGCGGGCGAGGCGGUGCAAACAGUGCCGGCUGGGGGUCAAGCUGCACGGGAUGGGGAGCGACGGCGCACUCGUACUCCGAGUGCCGUUUUCGAAAUUAUGUGUGCAGCAACUGCCGGCAACCGGGACACCUGCGACGCGUGUGCCCGGACAGGGGGGCAAACACGGGCAAAGAUAGCGGUACCAGACGUUCGGCGGCGUACUACGGGGAGGCAUCGGAGCAACGCCUACCGGAGGAAGAGAGGUUAACAGAAGAGGAGUUUCACCAUCUGUGCUUGAGCGACUACAGAGCGGUUUAAGGAAUUAUUCAGCGGCGGGUUGGGGCUGUAUACUGGAGGCAAGGCGACGCUGCGGGUGCGGAACGGGGCGGUGCCCGUGUUUCACCGCGCGCGGCCCGUGCCGUACGCGCUGCUGGGGAGGCUCGACGCCGAGUUGGAC